AUGGCUGUCCUAAAAAACGAGUGGGAGAAGGCCAUUAAACUGGUGCUCAGCAGUCUGAGUGAGGAAGAUCAGGUCAAAUGCCAGAAUCAUCUCAGGCACAGCCCAAAGGACUUCCGCGGGGCGGCCGAUCGCCUGGGCUUCCGCUGUCACAUUGAGAAGAAUCUGUUGAACUGUUUGCACAAGUACCACGGAGACCCUAAACAGGCCUUCCAGGUGCUGGCAUGCCUGCACGUGCGCGCUUAA
Molecule: messenger RNA, 243 nt
Organism: Sphaeroforma arctica JP610
Lineage: Eukaryota; Ichthyosporea; Ichthyophonida
Exons: 3
Coding region: 1-243 (80 amino acids)
Source: RefSeq, a predicted model, not a curated record